AUGGACAUUUGUUGGUGGUGUUCGUCGUCGGUGGUAUCUCUCUCUCUCUCUCUCUCUCUCUCUCUCUCUCUCUCUCUCUUUCAGCGUAGCGUCCGCUAUGAGGGCAAGAAGGGCCCGCGAGUCCCAGGAGCAGACUACAAUGCGACUAUCACAGGUCGCUCCAGGCAGCGCCCUCACGCAGGCCUCGCAGUCACAAGAGGAGCGCGCCACCUGCAUGGCUGGGAAAGCUGCCUACAGGGCUUCGUUGUGAUCAAGGCUCAAGAAUGCACAACGGUCGAGAAUGCACGCACAACUCAUCAUCAAAGGCUUCUUCGUAACGUAAGAAACGCUGCUGCCACUGCGAAAUCAAGGGCAAUAGAGACACUUGACCGCAGGCGCGCCUGUCAAUCCAGAGACGCUGCUGCAACAGCGACUGUUAGGGCUGCUGAGACACCGCUCCGUAGGUCGAGGGCAGCUGAAACAUUUGACCGCAGGCGCGCCCGUCAAUCCAGGGACGCUGCUGCAACAGCUAGGUCGAGGGAGUCCGAGACAAAGACAGGUCUGCAGCGGGCAACAGGCAAUGCCCGCAAUGUCCGCAACGCUGCAGCGACUUCUGCUGCCAGAAACUCCGAGGGCCCACAGACAAGGGCAAACAGACUUUCAAGGGCUGCUACAAACAUAGACGCUCUGCGCGUAUCUCAAACUCCCCAAGCUCGCUGCAUAUGCCUCGACGGCAACAUUCAGUGCCUUGCGGCAGCCCGUGGUUUUACCUAUCCCAGUAGCUCUUUUUGGUCUUUCUUGUCUUUCAAUUACGACCCGGGCAUUAACUUAACUACGCGUGACGACAUCAAUAUAGGGUCCAUGACCUUCGUUUGCCAAUUCUGCAACGCCCGCAAAUGGGCCGGGGAGCCUGCCGGUCUGUGCUGCUCCUCCGGCAAAGCUCGACUGCCAUCUCUGCAUGAACCACCCACCCCGUUGAGGGGACUAAUAGCCGGCUCCCAUCCCGACUCCAACCACUUCCUUAAAACAAUUAGGCAAUACAACAACUCCUUUCAAAUGACCUCAUUUGGGGCUCAGGUGGUUCGAGAAGAGGACUAUAACCUACAGGCCGAAACUCGUAUUGGUAUUUUGCCGCCGUCGGGAAGAGUUCCUCGCAGGGACGUCAUACUACUACUUCAGGCCAUGCUUCACGAUGUUAACAGCUACAUUCACAGUUUCAAAUAUUCUUUGGAAAAUGCUCCCUUUCCUUCCAUCAGCAUUGUGAUUGACGCCGACAAACGGCCUCAUGAUGAACACGAACGCCGCUACAAUGCUCCUGGGGAGCAAGACCGCACUCGUGAUAUUGUCCUCAAAUCAAGAGGCGGCGCUCUUCGCAGGAUUUCAGAGACCCAUCGAUCAUAUGACGCAUUGCAGUACCCUUUACUUUUCCCUUAUGGUGACAAUGGCUACCACUUCAUACUCCGGGUGGCCAACCUACAACGUCUUCCAAAGCCUUAUAGUGCAAGGCCUUCUACUCAUACUGUUUCAUGGUUAGGGAAGAAGGCUUCAACCUGGUUCAUAGAUGCAGGGAGCUUUUCCACCAGUUUGCGGUUGACAUGGCCGCUAAGAUGGAAUCGGAGAGGUUUUGUUUUAUACGGAAUCAUCAGAAAGAGCUGCGCUCAGACUCCUACGUACACUAACGCGACAGCCUUCGAAAUGAAGGCAAUCCUCGCAACCUAG
Messenger RNA from Acanthosepion pharaonis, 1698 nucleotides. Lineage: Eukaryota; Metazoa; Mollusca; Cephalopoda; Sepiida; Sepiidae. The record is from the annotation of a GenBank genome assembly.